AGCGGAAGUGCAGUGGUGUGUCGGUGAUGAUGGCGGAUAGUAACGAGCUGUAUGAGUCGGUGUUGUGUGUGAAGUCAGAGGUUCAUGUUUACCGGAUUCCGCCGAGAGCGUCGAACCGCGGUUACCGGGCAGCUGAUUGGAAGCUGGAUGAACCGGCGUGGAGUGGGCGCAUGAAAAUCACAGCGAAAGGAAACAUUGCGUAUAUUAAACUUGAAGACAAAAACACAGGUGAGUUGUUUGCUCAGGCACCUGUAGAUCAGUAUCCAGGCGUCAUCGUAGAAGCCGUCACCGACUCCAGCCGAUAUUUUGUCAUCAGAAUUGAAGAUGGAAAUGGACGUCACGCGUUUAUCGGCAUCGGUUUCGCUGACCGUGGAGAUUCUUUUGAUUUUAAUGUUUCACUACAAGACCAUUUUAAGUGGGUGAAACAGGAAAGUGAAUUCGCCAAACAGGAAGCCAGUCAGGAUUUAGGGCCGAAACUAGACUUGGGCUUCAAAGAGGGUCAGACCAUCAAAAUCAACAUCGGGAAUAUAAAGAAGAAAGAGUCCAGUGGGGCGGUGAAGUCACGGCCUGUGGGCGGCGGGUUUCUUCCUCCUCCACCCGGUGUGAAGGGUGGUGCUCUCUCUCCACCUGCAGCUCAGUCUAACGCAGGAAUGCUGUUGGAUUGGGGAGACUCUGGCCCCGUCAGUGGAGCCCCGCCCUCUCAGGACUCGUGGGGUGAUUUCACAGCCGCAGGCUCCGGGUCCGAUCAGGACUCGGGCCAGUCGGGAUGGGUGCAGUUCUGACCGUCUGAUGGUGAUUAUAAGGGAACAUCAGAUGUCAUGUGAUCCGUGAUGACGCUGCUUUCUAUGCAAUCACAUGCGGCUGCGAGCGCUGCGGUCACAGGAUCGAGUCUCUCCAGCUGAUAUCAGCUGCAUUCCAGCACACACAGUUUUGUAUGUCAUGAAUAAUCAUCUCAGUCAUGUGAUCAGUAUCGUGUUUAAUGUCUUGUUUACCUUAUUUUUUAUUUUUGACAUGAUGUUUUGAAGCAUUUGUUGACAUUGACUUUGCUCUAGUGUGUAGACUCAAGGACUGUGUGCGUGUAAACUGUGUAAGCUUAUUUGUUUAUAAACAAAUGUAUUUUACCCUACACACCCACACAUUUAUAUAUAUAUAUAUAUAUAUAUAUAUAUAUGUAAGUCUAUAAAUCUAUAUACAGAACUAACAGCAGACUUUUAUUAGAUGAUCUUUUCUGGUGUUUUUUUUUCUCUUUUGUUGUCAGAUAUUAAAGUUUAAAUCUUUCCUUCAAGUGCCUUGAUAAAACACCUGUAGAAUGUAUAAUUUUAUAUGGAAAUAAAGGUUUUCCUGAGACACG
Messenger RNA from Triplophysa rosa, 1351 nucleotides. RefSeq names its product NECAP endocytosis associated 2 (gene necap2). Gene Ontology annotation, cellular component: membrane; clathrin vesicle coat. Bases 27 to 782 code for a protein of 251 amino acids. Gene Ontology annotation, biological process: endocytosis. The transcript has 8 exons. The record is from RefSeq and is a predicted model, not a curated record. Lineage: Eukaryota; Metazoa; Chordata; Actinopteri; Cypriniformes; Nemacheilidae.